This is a messenger RNA of Drosophila guanche, 430 nucleotides long. RefSeq names its product heparan sulfate 2-O-sulfotransferase pipe-like. Gene Ontology annotation, molecular function: sulfotransferase activity. NCBI's taxonomy places the organism in Eukaryota, Metazoa, Arthropoda, Insecta, Diptera, Drosophilidae. The record is from RefSeq and is a predicted model, not a curated record. The transcript is spliced from 2 exons. Gene Ontology annotation, cellular component: membrane. The annotation marks the transcript as partial.
GAAGUCUGUCCAUGUUUCUGUCCCAUCUGUAGACCCUUCAACUCGCCCCAUGCCGUGCAAGAGGCUAAAAUUCGCGUGGAGAAGGAGUACUCUGUGGUGGGCACUUGGGAGGAGAAAAACAUUACCCUGACCGUGCUGGAGAAGUAUGUCCCUAGGUUCUUCAAUCAUGCUCGCUUUCUGUACAAAUUGCACAGUAAUAGCAUACGAAAUCGGAAUCGAAACAAUCGCAAGCCCCGCGUAGAUCCAGACGUUAGGGAAAUGGUAAGACGGAACUUUACCAACGAGUACGAGUUCUAUUACUUCUGCAAACAGCGGCUGUACAAACAAUAUUUGGCCCUGCAACUCGAAGAUAAUCUUCACUGAAAGACAUAACACUUUGACCGAAUCAUAGCCAAAGAAUUGACCAAAUAAAUCUAGUUGGUCCCCAGAA